Messenger RNA from Danaus plexippus (monarch butterfly), 1080 nucleotides. Its product is annotated as piggyBac transposable element-derived protein 3-like. Bases 1 to 1080 code for a protein of 359 amino acids. Lineage: Eukaryota; Metazoa; Arthropoda; Insecta; Lepidoptera; Nymphalidae. The record is from RefSeq and is a predicted model, not a curated record. The transcript has a single exon.
AUGUUUUCGAGGGAUGCUUUGAGAGCUUUGGAAAAGGAUAACCAGUCGGAAUUUGAGCUAUCUUCGGAUGAUGAGGAUGUGGGAAAUAAUAAUAAUGUCCCAUUUGCGAGACACGUUAGGUUGGGAGCCGAUGUAGUAACUCAGAAUCAAAGAGAGUACACCCCACUUGACCCCCCUGACGAACAAGAAGACGAAGAAAGGUCAGCUUUCAAUUACGAGUCCGAGCCUGAGGCGCCAAGAGAGCCGGAUAUUGUGGAGGGCGAAGAGGAGCAAGUUACGCCGAAUGCUGAACUUUUCGAUUACCUUACGCCAAAACCGAACAUAAAGUGGAGGCAUAGACAAAUAAAUAACACAAUACCAACGGAUUUCUUGCUACCAAUAGCUUUAGAACCCAUCGUGCAAGAUCCCAUUUGUUAUUAUAAUAGAUAUGUUCCUGUAGAGCUUUUUGAACAAAUGGCCGAAAUGACAAACUUAUAUGCAGUACAGUCAGGAAAAACCAGGUUUAAGCCUACGUCCAGCUAUGAAAUUGAAAUUUUAUUUGGUUUGCACAUGGCAACGGGAGUUUUCAACUAUCCAGUUUUGAAAAUGUACUGGGAAAAUCAUAUUAGCAUUCCACUUUUCACUAACAAUAUGGCAAGAGAUAGGUUCUUUGAACUUCGUAACAAUCUCCAUUUAGUAGAUAAUAUGAAAAAGCCUACUAAUUGCACUGACGUGUUUUAUAAAGUAAGACCAAUCUAUAAUGCGAUCCGAAGCCGAUGCUUAGAAAUACCGCUAGAAAAAGAAUUGUGUGUCGAUGAACAAAUAGUUCCUUUUACAGGGAAACAUUCUGCUAAGCAGUACAUCAAAGGAAAACCUUGUCCAUGGGGAAUGAAGCUUUUCUUUUUGUGUGGGAAAAAUGGCCGUGCCUAUGACUUUAUUAUUUAUCAAAAUUCUAUUCCAGAAUUUGACAGGUCACUGAUAAAGAAAGUAGGCUUUGGAGCUGCGGUAGUAUUACAUCUAAUGAAAAGAGUCGGUGACAGUAGAGGUCAUGAGUUAUAUUGCGAUAAUUACUUCUCGUCUUAUUACAUGCUCCAAAUUUGA